Periconia digitata is the source of this 678-nucleotide messenger RNA. The record is from the annotation of a GenBank genome assembly. Lineage: Eukaryota; Fungi; Ascomycota; Dothideomycetes; Pleosporales; Periconiaceae.
CCUUGGCCGCAACCCAUCGCAACCCUCACGCCUCGACCAAUUUCGACAACCAGCUUCAGCACCCAUUUUCUUCCCUUUUUUCCCCAAUCCCUCACACAAACCGCAAAAAUGGGUGGUGUCUCAGUCAAGGACGUCGACGCGCAGAAGUUCAUCAACUCCUAUGCUGCUUUCUUGAAGCGCCAGGGAAAGCUUCCCAUUCCAGGUUGGGUUGACACUGUCAAGACUGGACACUCCAAGGAGCUUCCUCCCCAGGACAUUGACUGGUUCUACACCCGCGCCGCCGCUGUCGCCCGCCAUGUCUACCUCCGCAAGACCGUCGGUGUUGGCCGUCUGAGGAAGGUUCACGGUUCCACCAAGAACCGCGGCUCCCGUCCCUCUCACCACGUCGACGCCUCCGGCUCCGUUGACCGCAAGGUCCUCCAGGCCCUUGAGAAGAUCGGCGUCGUUGAGCACGAUGAGGACAAGGGUGGCCGCCGCAUCACCCAGGCCGGACAGCGUGAUUUGGACCGUAUCGCCCAGACCACCCUCGAGGCCGAGGAGGAGGACGAGGAUGACGAGUAAACAUGUGCGCGCAUCUUGUAGCAUACAAAAAGCAGGAGGGUUUGGAUCGCUAGCGAGCGAGCUGAGCGGCAAAGCUCUGGGCACACGCAUCUCCUGCUGAUUUGGGGUCGGGGGUUU